CCCCUCCCCGCUGUCACCGCUGUCCCCUCCCCGUGUCCCCGGUCCUUUCCCCGUGUCUCGGUCCUUUCCCUGAUGUCACCGCUGUCACCGUUGUCCCCUCCCCGUGUCCCGUUAAAAUCCGGUCCCGCUCCGCUGUCGCCGAUGUCGCCGCUCGCCGACCCCGAGACUCGCGCGGCGGCCCCGCGGAGCUGCCGCUGCCUCUGCCCGGGCCGGGACAUGAGCCAGAACCGGGACCGGGACCAGAACCGGAACCAGGACCGGGACCGGGACCAGGGCCGGGACAAGAACCAGGACUGGGACAUGAGACAGGACCAGAACGGGCACCAGAACUGGGAGCAGAACCGGGACCAGGACCGGGACCAGGACCGGGACAAGAACCGGGAGCGGGACCAGGACCGGGACAAGAACCGGGACCGGGACCCGAACUGGGACCCGAACUGGCACCAGAACUGGGAGCAGAACCGGGACCAGAACGGGCACCAGAACCGGGACCGGGACUGGGACCGGGACAUGAUCCAGGACCAGAACGGGCACCAGAACCAGAACUGGAACCGGGACCAGAACGGGCACCAGAACCGGGACCAGAACGGGCACCAGAACCAGAACUGGGACCGGAACCGGGACCAAAAUUGGGACCGGAACCGGGACAUGAGCCAGGACCAGAAUGGGCACCAGAACCGGGAGCAGAACCCGCACCAGAAUUGGGAGCAGAACCGGGACCGGGACGGGGACUGGGACCGGAACCGGGACAUGAGCCAGGACCAGAACGGGCACCAGAACCAGAACUGGGACCGGAACCGGGACCGGGACCGGGACAUGAGCCAGGACCAGAACUGGGACCGGAACUGGGACCGGAACGCACACCAGAACCAGAACCGGGACCGGAACCGGGACUGGGACCAGAACAGAGCCAUGAACCGGGGCCAGAACUGGGACCAGAACCGGGAGAAGAACUGGGAGCAAAAGCAAAACCGGGACGGGGAACGGAACUGGGGCCAGAACCGGGACCAGAAGCGGGACCGGGACCGGGACUUGGAGCGGAACCAGUACGGGGAUCAGAACCGGGACUUGGAGCGGAACCAGAACCAGAACCGGGACCGGCCGUGGCCGCGGGGUCCGGGCCGGGCGCGCUCCCGGUGCCGCCGCCUGGCCGCGGCCGUGGCCGCUCUCGCCGCUCUCGCCGCCGCCGCCGCGCUCGGAGCCGCCGCCGCCGCCCUGGGGACGCUCCGGGGGCGGCCCCCGGUGAAGGCUGCCACCGCCGCCCAUGUCCUGCUCAGUGCCGGCUCGCUGUCCCCGUCCCCCCCCUGGCGCUACGAGGAUGGCGUUCGGGGCGUUCACCUCAGCGGUGACAUCCGUCGUGCCACCGCGGGGACACUGCGGGUGACAUCCGGCGGCCUGUACCUCCUCUACGGCCAACUGAGUGUCACCUGCACCGCGGCCACCUGUCCCCGAGGCGGUGUCACCCUCCGGCUGCGCCGCGCCGCGUCCCCCAGGCCACUGCUGGCGGUGCCACUCGCGCUGCCGGUGACACCCGGGGGCCACCAGCGGCGCUCGGCGCUGGCCCAGGCCGUGGGCCACCUCUGGCCUGGGGACAUCCUCAGCCUGGAGAUGGUUGGGGACAGCCUUGGGGACAGCGGAGGGGACAGCCUCGGGGACAGCGGAGGGGACAGCGCAGGGGACGCGGGCGGGUGGCAGUUGGCACAGGAUGAGCGGGAGGACAACUUCGUGGGGAUGCUGCGGAUCGCGGGAGGGUGACAGAGGGUGACAGAGGGUGGUGGCAGCGGGUGGUGGCACCGGAUGGUGGCAUUGG
Taeniopygia guttata (zebra finch) is the source of this 1810-nucleotide messenger RNA. Lineage: Eukaryota; Metazoa; Chordata; Aves; Passeriformes; Estrildidae. The record is from RefSeq and is a predicted model, not a curated record.